Messenger RNA from Thunnus maccoyii (southern bluefin tuna), 3042 nucleotides. Its product is annotated as ras-related protein Rab-39B-like. Gene Ontology annotation, cellular component: Golgi membrane. The record is from RefSeq and is a predicted model, not a curated record. Lineage: Eukaryota; Metazoa; Chordata; Actinopteri; Scombriformes; Scombridae. Gene Ontology annotation, biological process: Rab protein signal transduction. The transcript is spliced from 5 exons. The coding region runs from base 782 to 1423 and encodes 213 amino acids. Gene Ontology annotation, molecular function: GTPase activity; GTP binding.
UGUACUUAUUUGCUUCCUGUUGCUGGAUAACUUUUAUAAAUAUCCAAAUAAGGUAUUGACAAAAAAAAUGUAACACUGUUGGUGGCUAAUAUUUAAAAAGAAAUCAGAAUAACCAAAUUUUUUGAGCUAAAGGGAAGGACUGUAAGCAAACUUGAGAGAGUCAUCUAUCGUCUUACGUGUUGAAAUAAAUAAUGUGAAGGAUCAAGUGAAGUUAUGUUCACGUGCGCUCACUUCGUAUAAUUACUGUAUUUUGUUCCUACAGUCUAUGAACGCAGCAGCCUGGAGGAUUGCUGCUGCGCCGCUGUGCGCGCAGUUACGGUAAUGGUGCUGAUGAGGGCGAGGAGACGUGUGAUACUGCUGUUGUGUCCUGCUGCCAUUUCAUCAGCGGAUCCUCGCGGUUAUAUUCACAGUCCUGCUCUAAUUAAGCAGCAGCCCUCAUCAUCUGUCGGCCAACACACUCAACAGGCUGGUUUAAUGUUUAAAAGCGGGCUAAAUAGUGACGGUAGACAGGAGGCCUACGUAGAUCAUAGGAUGCAUGUUAUCAGCGGGUAAAGCAACAACACAACCACUGCUGUCUGUGCAGUCUGCAGGAUCAUUUUUACAUCGAUAUGGGGUUUUCUUUUUCCAGGUGCUGAGCUCUUAACUUCAAGAUUAGAUCACCCAACUGUAAAUCACAUGGAUCUGCUGAGAUGAUUUGAGCCUAUUAUUCUCUCCUCAUGAUGGCAGCCCUGAUCCAAGAGUUAUCCAUACGGUCGACUCAGGAUUAAAUAUUUGAUGCGACAUGGAGACGAUAUGGCUUUAUCAGUUUCGUCUGAUCGUCAUCGGAGACUCCACGGUCGGCAAGUCGUGCCUGAUCCGGAGGUUCACUGAGGGCCGCUUCGCCCAGGUGUCAGACCCGACCGUUGGGGUGGACUUCUUCUCUCGUCUGGUGGAGAUCGAGCCAGGAAAAAGGAUCAAACUUCAAAUCUGGGACACUGCAGGACAGGAGAGAUUCAGGUCUAUCACCAGAGCCUACUACCGCAACUCAGUAGGUGGGCUCCUACUCUUCGACAUCACAAACCGCCGUUCCUUCAUGAACGUCCACAACUGGCUGGAGGAGGCUCAGAGCCACGUCCAGCCGCACAGCAUCGUCUUCCUGCUGGUUGGCCACAAGUAUGACCUGGAGGCCCAGCGUCAGGUGACCCAACAGGAGGCAGAGAAGCUGGCGGGUGCCUACGGGAUGCGCUAUGUGGAGACAUCUGCACGAGACGCCAUCAACGUGGAGAAGGCGUUCGUGGAUCUGACGAGGGACAUCUUUGAGCUGGUUCGGAGUGGGGACAUCAAGAUCCAGGAUGGCUGGGAAGGCGUCAAGAGCGGAUUUGUUCCCAACACCGUCCAUUCCUCUGAGGAGGUGACCAAGGGCAGCCGGCAAUGCUACUGCUGAUUUACGUGUGUGUGACAGGUGGUGAUAUUUCAGUGGACUCCAUUUGGAGGAGAUCUGACUGCGCUCAGUUUUUUGGGACUCAUAAUAUUUCCCUGCUCAGUUACACACUUCUAUGAUAUGUAAGACAUUGUUUUAUCUUUUCGGGUGCCUGUUUUUGGCUAUUGCCUAAACAUUUUGCUCCUAACAGGCGCAGAAGCACAAGAAGCCCUCCUCCCUCACUGUUCUGUGUGCAUGUGUGUGUGAUUGUAAUAACCCAAAACACUCUUAGCAGCUUUUACACAACACUUCAGCUUUACCCCACUUUUCCUGAUCUGUACAGUUAUACUCCAGUAGCCGGUUACAUCUCUAGUCAGUGUAUUUAUGUUUAUGUGUCGACAUGACUGAGCCAUGCCUCCUCCUUUUAAUGCAUAAUACUCAGAAUAUACUGCAUCCUUGUACAGACUCAAUCCAAUGAGAGUGACAAGACAGAAAGAGUCUUCAGUGAUUGUACAUGUGCACUACAAAUCCAAGUGGCUUACUGUCAUAUGUAAAGGCUUCUGAAAGAGCGGAGAGGGGAGGAUGAUGAAAUUGAACUCAAAUUGAACCAAAGUUUGAGACACUGCAAUCCGCUGACGACUGCUGGAGAAAGAGUUUGCACUGUGAAAAUGUUCAAUGGAAGGACGAGAUACUGUAGCUGCAUACUGAUAGCCAUUAUGGGUAGAUCAUAGCAAGAAGUACCCAGUUCAUGUUUACUUCUUUCUUAUGUUGGUUUACUGGUGACAACAGUUAAGAUGUGACCUUACAGCCUUUCAGAAACUGAACUGAUAUAUGUAAAUAUGAAGCCUGCUCUUAAAAUAUCACACAACACCUUCAGGUCAUAAUCUCUCCUCACACUUAUGCCUAAACUCCAUUUAUACACGCAAUCCAUGUUUAUAAUCAGUGCACGCCUCCAUUUAAAUUCAAAUUUUCCAAAGAAAGAAGUGAUUGUUUUUUUUUUUAUUUUUGAUAUAAUGUAAAUAGCCUCAGCACCUGGAAUCUCAUCAGAAAGAGUAGAGUGAAUGAAUCAUGGAAAGUAAAUAAAUUAUAAGAGAUUUAAACUCCAUAACAAUUCAGCAGAUUUCAAUUCAGAUUAGUGACAUUAACACGGACUGAUAUACGUAACAGUUUAGAGAGAAUGGUGGCUGAGUUCAUUUGUUUUAACUGCGCGGUGGAAGUGUCUCUUUUGAGUGCCUUUUGAAGGAAAGAAGCCUAAGCACACGCGGUCAACUUCCUGUUUCUAGUGUGUUUAUCCUGUGAUUAUUAACAUCUAUCUGCUGUAAAGAGGCGGGAAAACACAUCGAUCUCACAUUACACGACUUGUAAAUAAUUUAUUUGAAGCCAAACCCUGACAAAGUUGACUGUUCGAUGUUGUGACUCUGGGAUGAUUAUAGCACAAGUGUCAUGAAUAAUAAUAAUAAUAAUAAUAAAUGCCUGGAAAUAUUAAUAAAGAUUUGCCUUGUGCAAAUACUGGAGGUAUAUUGUCCCAUUAAGCUGACAUACAGUUGGGUAACAGGCUGUAAUGAGUUAUAAAUAGUUAUCAGAUUGACACAUUACUGUAAAUGGCCACUAGAGGGCAGCCUAAGUGUGUGGAGAAGGGAGGU